CGGACAUUUAUCAGUACAGGUAAACUCAGUUUGGUGCAUUCAACUUCCACUUAUGUUGAUUAAACAUUGUGUAGUACAUGUUUAUAUAUAUAAAUAACAAGGACAAACAAAUGUAAACUACCUACUGUUUUGGAGCAAACACUUGGGAUAUUACACCUUAUUUCAGGAAUACUAUAAUGGGAAACAGUAGCAGCAGAUAAGAAUUAUGGGUACAUUAACAUGGACAUUUGUAGUCGGUGCUGUGACCUUGGUGUUGACCUAUGCUGCUAUUAGAAUAUUUAAAUAUUUGAAAUGGCUGAGACUUGUGAUAACGUCUGUUUCAAAAUUACCAGGUCCAAAGCCACAUUGGUUCUUUGGAAAUAUUUUUCAGAUAAAAGAUUUCAGUGACCUGAUGUUUAGGAUGCACGAGGAAUGUAUAGGAAAGGGAGAUAAACUAUAUGUGUUUUGGUUGUUUCGAUUCCAACCAAUUAUUAUAUUGGCACAUCCAGACACCAUUAAAGUUGUAAUGAGAUCUAAUGCUCCAAAGACAACGAUAGGUCCAGGAUAUCCUUUUCUUGUUCCAUGGCUAGGUCAAAGCUUAUUAAUAGCUAAUGGACCAAAAUGGGAAAGAAAUCGCCGAUUGUUGACACCAGCUUUCCACUUUAGUAUACUGACAGGGUAUUUUAAGCUCUACAAUGAGGUAGCUGAUGUAUUAUUGGAUAAGCUAGCGAGUGGAAGUAAAGAUGGGAAAUAUUUAGAUAUUUUUAAGCCAGCGAGCAUGGCUACUCUAGAUACUUUGUUACAAUGUUCACUUGGUUAUAAAGGAAAUGUUCAACUUGUGGGAGACAGUCAUCCCUAUGUGACAGCAGUAAAUCGUCUGGGACAUCUGAUUGAUAAAAGAAGUUUCCAUUUUCAUCAUUAUGCAGAGUUCAUAUACAGACAUUUUACUGCUGAUGGUAAAGAAUUCUUCAAGAUUUGUGAAUAUGUUCAUAAAUUCUCAAAAGACAUAAUAUCUAAAAGACGAAAAGAGUUGAAUGAAAGUAAAGAAGCAGAGCAGAAGAAACACUUGGACUUCCUGGAUAUAUUAAUAACAGCCAAAGAUGAUAAUGGUGUUGGACUGACGGAUGAUGAAAUCAGGGCAGAAGUCGAUACCUUCCUUUUUGCAGGCCAUGACACAACAUCUAGUGUAUUGAGCUGGAGUAUAUAUUGUUUAGGAAAAUACAAAGAUAUACAGGACAAAGUUUACAGAGAGGUCAAAGAAGUCACAGGCAGCAAUGGAAAUAUUGACAGUGAAGAUCUACCAAAGUUGAAAUACCUGACCUGUUUCCUGAAGGAGGUAAUGAGAUUACAUACACCGGUACCAGUCACAAACAGGACAUUAGAUGAACCCAUUGUUUUGGAUGGGUAUGAUAUCCCUGCUGGAGUUAUGGUAGACUUUGGUAUUUAUCAUUGUCAUAACCAUCCUGAUGUUUGGGAAAAUCCAAAAGAAUUUAAACCAGAGAGAUUUGAGGGAGACAAACAUCAUCAGAUGGAUCCAUAUAGUUUUACUCCAUUUUCUGCUGGACCAAGAAAUUGUAUUGGAUUAAACUUUGCACAGAAUGAGGAGAAAGUGUUGAUAGCAAGAAUUGUAGAAAGGUUUGAAGUCACCUUGGAUCCAGACCAUACAGUUAUACCAUUUCUUGAGGUUGUAAUGAGAGCCAAAACUGGUAUUAUGGUCAAUUUUAAAGAUAGAAGCUCCUGAGUUACCAAGAAGACCUGAAAAGUGAAAUCUUGAUUUUAAAACAGAGGCUUCUUAUAAUUUAUUUUAUUGUUAUUAAUGAAAGAAAUGUAAAAACAAGCCAUUAAUUUUUGGUGUUUCUAAGAAUUUAUGUUAGCAGACAGGACAAUAUUGCACUGGUUUUAUUUUCUUAAAAAUGUUUGUUCAUUUAAUUAACUUAAACAAUUAUGUCCAACUUUUAUAAAUUUAUUCAAUCGUUUGGGCCUUGGUAGAUGGAUAAUAAUAAUUACCUCCCCUUUAUAUUUUUUGAACUUUUUUAUUAGAUGAAGGUUUUGCACAACUUUCAACCUAUCCUCUAUUUUUAAUUUUAUGGCAGCCACUGGUGGAUUAGUAAAUUGAAUUAUCUCCCCUGUUGAAUUGUUAGAUUGUUCUGUAUUUUACACGUUUUUUGGUAGCUUAGUAUUAUUGUAAAUUUAUCUAGUUACAGUUUUUCUUUCACCAUUGCAAUUAAUAUUGAAAAAGAAGAUAAAUUUUGUUGUUAAUCAGUUAUUGCACAUAAGAAAAUUCUUGGACAAAAAAAAUAAGUUACAGUGACUUGACUGUUAGUGUUGCUAUCCACCAAUUGCAACUCAUUCAAAAUUUUGACCAAAUUGCAAUUUGUUUUUUAAAAUCCAAUUGCUCAACUGGUCAGAAUAUUGAACAAAUUGUUCAGUCAAAAUGUGAAAGUGCAAGGUGAUAAAAUAAAAUAUACUUACAAUCCUAUAAGACUUUAACUCCACUUUAAUGAUGUUAUUACUAAAUCUGUCUAUCAAUCUGUAUAGUUAUAUUAUAGCCAUUACCAUACUAUAGUUCAACUGUUUUAUUAUGAAUUGCUAUAAAAAUGUCCAAACUAAGCUUUUAUAUAGUUUUUCUUUCGAAAAGAAUUUUAUAUUUAUAAGAAUCAUGUAUCAUUUAAAAUAAUACAUCAUAUAUUCAGUAAAAUACGUGUGAAAUAACAAUAUGCUAUUGAUAAGUUUCCUUGGGGAGAUAACCUAAAAUACUAUUCUUUUGAAUAAAGACUUUUUGAAACCAAAAAAGAUUAUCUCCCCUUCCUACAAACAUAUUGCAAUUUCACAAAUAUUUUACUGAAUAUGAAAUGAUUUUAUUCACAUAAUGUGUGAUCCUUAUGAAUAUAGAAUACUUUUCGAAAGAAAAACUAUAUAAAAGCUUAGUUUGGACAUUUUUAUAGCAAUUAAAAAUAAAACAGUUCACCUUUAGUAUGGUAAUGGCUAUAAUAUAACUAUACAGAUUGAUAGACUGAUUUAGUAAUAACAUCAUUAAAGUGGAGUUAAAGUCUUAUAGGAUUGUAAAGUAUGUUUCAUUUUAUCACCUUGCACUUUCACACUUGACUGUGGUUUUCUACAGCAGUUGGUUCAAAUUUCUGACCAGUUGAACAAUUUGGUUGAAUAAAAGCAAUUUGGUCAAAAUUUUGAAUGAAUUGCAAUUGGUGGAUAGCAACACUUACAGUCAAGUCACUGUAAAUGGA
Mytilus trossulus (common blue mussel) is the source of this 3221-nucleotide messenger RNA. Its product is annotated as cytochrome P450 4B1-like. Gene Ontology annotation, molecular function: heme binding; oxidoreductase activity, acting on paired donors, with incorporation or reduction of molecular oxygen; monooxygenase activity. NCBI's taxonomy places the organism in Eukaryota, Metazoa, Mollusca, Bivalvia, Mytilida, Mytilidae. The record is from RefSeq and is a predicted model, not a curated record. The transcript is spliced from 13 exons. Bases 206 to 1720 code for a protein of 504 amino acids.